AUGAAAUCAACAGGACUUUUCGGUCUCUUUUUCCUGGUUACACUUGUGUUCGGCCAUGGAACUAACAGAAAGCAUUACAUAGUCUACAUGGGACAACACUCGCAUCCGAGCUCAGAGUCAGUCGUCACAGCCAACCAUGAAUUGCUCGCACCACUUCUUGAAAGUUAUAAUGGAGCAAAAGAAGCAUCAAUCCAUCAUUAUACUAAAAGUUUCAGAGGUUUUUCAGCUAUGCUUACACCUGAUCAAGCAACGAGACUUUCAGAAAACGAAGAUGUUGUUUCAGUCUUCGAGAGCAAAAUGAAUCAAUUACAUACGACUAAGUCAUGGAAAUUUCUAGGAGUAGAUUCUAUUCCACAAUAUAACAAGCUUCCCAUGGAUAUAAAAUCAAAUGUAAUUGUUGGUGUCGUUGACACAGGCGUUUGGCUGGAAUCAGAAAGCUUCAAUGACUAUGGAUUGGGGCCUGUACCAAUGAAGUUCAAGGGAGAAUGUGUUGUGGGACAAAAUUUCACACAAUCCAACUGCAACAGGAAGAUAAUAGGAGCUAGGUACUACUCAAAAGCAUUCGAAGCGAUAAGAGGACCUCUAGAGAACUUCAACCGUACUUUCUUCCGAUCGGUCCGAGAUACUGAUGGCCAUGGGACCCACACCGCCUCUACUAUUGCCGGAUCAAAAGUCUCAAGCGUCAGUUUAUACGGGCUAGCUUCGGGCACUGCCACAGGAGGCGUACCAAGUGCUAGACUUUCCAUCUACAAAGCUUGUUGGUUCAAUGACUGCGAAGAGGCCGACAUUCUUGCAGCAAUUGAUGAUGCCAUACAUGAUGGUGUCGAUGUUAUUUCUCUAUCUCUCGGUCCAAUCCCACCCCAACCGAUUUACUUUGAGGACGUGUUUUCGAUUGGAUCAUUUCAUGCGUUUGAGAAGGGGAUUGUGGUAUGUGCGUCUGGUGGGAACAGUAUUUUUCCAAGCACGGUGGGCAAUGUUGCCCCGUGGAUCCUCACUGUAGCCGCUAGCACAAUUGAUCGUGAGUUUCCGUCGUAUGUGGUUCUUGGAAAUCAUAAACAAUUGAAGGGUUUUAGUGUAAACACCACACCGGAUCAUGGGAAACAAUAUCGUUUGAUAUUCGGGAGUCAUGCUGCAGCUUUCGACACCCCUUCUAGAAAUGCAAGCUUUUGCAAGAGAAAUACCUUGGAUUCAAACCUGAUCAAGGGGAAGAUCGUAGUGUGUACGCUUGAGACAUUAUUUGAUGAUAAAAACGAAAAGGCAAAUGCAAUAAAAGAAGGUGGUGGUGCCGGGAUGAUCCUCGUUGAUGACCCUCUUCGGAAAGACGUUCUCUUUCAAUCUGUACUUCCAAGCGUUUCAAUUGGUCAAGAAGAAGCUCAAGAGCUUCAAUCAUACAUGAACACCUUCAAGAACUCAACAGCUAGAAUAUACCAAACAGUAACACAUGUUGGGAUUAAACCAUCACCAGUCAUGGCGAUUUUCUCCUCCAAGGGACCGAACAUAAUAACUCCUGACAUUAUCAAACCAGAUAUAACUGCCCCGGGAGUGAAUAUUUUGGCCGCAUGGUCACCUUUGGCGACAGAUGGCACUGCUGGCAACAGCCUCGACUAUAACAUGAUCUCGGGCACAUCUAUGUCAUGUCCACAUGUUGCUGCGGUUUCAGCACUUUUAAAAUCGGUUCAUCCGAAUUGGACCCCUGCCAUGAUUAAAUCUUCAAUAAUGACAACAGCUACCAUCACUGAUAACACCGGAGACCUCAUUAAAAACAACGAUUCUACAGAAGCAACGCCUUUUGAUUAUGGAUCAGGACAUAUAGAUCCGAUUGCAGCAGUCAACCCUGGACUUAUUUACGAUUUUGACACCAAUGAUCUCAUCAACCUCCUUUGCAGCAGCGGUGCAACUCUCUCACAACUCAAGAACUUGACCACAACACCAGUUUACUGCAAGAAUCCUCCCACAGCCUCCUACAACUUCAACUAUCCAUCGAUUGGUGUCGCUAAUCUGACUGGAAAUUUGUCGGUGUACAGGACAGUUACUUACAUUGGGAAAGGCCCGGCAGUUUAUUAUUCGAUAUUAGAUAUUACAGGAGUAAAAGCUUCGGUUUACCCUAAUGUUAUAAGCUUUCAGAAAUCGGGGGAGAAGAUGACUUACAGGAUUGAUUUUGAAGCUUAUAAGAGUAGCAAUGGUAGUUUUGAGUUUGGAUCAUUGACAUGGAUGAACAACCUUCAUAGGGUUAGGAGUCCGAUUGCAGUUAAUGUGGUACAGAUUUAG
Messenger RNA from Lactuca virosa, 2268 nucleotides. The record is from the annotation of a GenBank genome assembly. Lineage: Eukaryota; Viridiplantae; Streptophyta; Magnoliopsida; Asterales; Asteraceae.